Physcomitrium patens is the source of this 1714-nucleotide messenger RNA. RefSeq lists its product as uncharacterized. Gene Ontology annotation, cellular component: cytoplasm; EKC/KEOPS complex. The record is from RefSeq and is a predicted model, not a curated record. Gene Ontology annotation, biological process: tRNA threonylcarbamoyladenosine modification. Lineage: Eukaryota; Viridiplantae; Streptophyta; Bryopsida; Funariales; Funariaceae.
UUGAAUGAAAAAUUGUGGAUGAGAAUAAUUUACACCGACACAGGGCCUUGUCUGUAUGUGUUUGUGUGUAUGAGUGUGUUACAGGGAGGAGAAAUUUGUUUGGUAUUUGGUUCGGUUACAGGCAAGGUUGUGAGGAAUUGAAGGUGUAGGAAACCAAUUACGAAGUCACAUUUUGGCCCCGCCUGUCACAUUUUUAUUGUGAUUUGGAGAUCUGAACCGGUUACGAAUCUUUGGAGGCUGUCUGAUUUUGUAUUUGGUUCGGUUUGCCCAAUUGCCUACUAGCGUGUUCACAAUGAUAGCUCUGGGUUUCGAGAGCUCGGCGAAUAAGAUUGGAGUGGGCAUCGUGGAUGCCGAUGGCAACAUCCUUGCCAACCCUCGACACACAUACAUCACGCCUCCUGGACAUGGGUUCCUGCCGCGGCACACUGCGGAGCAUCACCAUGCGCAUGUGUUGGGGCUUGUGCAUGCUGCGUUGAAGGAAGCAAAGUUGACGCCGGCGUCUAUUGAUUGCUUGACGUAUACGAAAGGCCCAGGCAUGGGCGCUCCAUUGCAGGUUUCUGCCAUUGUAGUGAGGAUUUUGUCACAACUUUGGCGAAAACCGAUUGUGGGCGUAAACCAUUGUGUGGGGCACAUUGAAAUGGGUAGAGUAGUCACUGGAGCCCAGGAUCCUGUGGUGCUAUAUGUUAGUGGGGGUAACACUCAGGUUAUCGCCUACAGUGAAGGCCGAUACAGGAUAUUUGGGGAGACAGUCGAUAUAGCAGUCGGAAAUUGUUUAGAUAGAUUUGCCAGAUGUUUGAAAAUUUCGAAUGAUCCCAGUCCUGGGUAUAACAUUGAGCAGCUCGCUAAGAAGGGCCAGAAGCUUGUGGAGUUACCGUAUGUGGUGAAGGGAAUGGACGUUUCCUUUAGUGGACUCCUCAGCUUUGUUGAAGAGCUUGCAGCCCGUACUCUUAAUGACAAUGAAAUCACUCCAGCUGAUCUUUGCUUCUCGUUGCAGGAAACUGUGUUUGCGAUGCUGGUAGAGAUAACUGAGAGGGCGAUGGCUCACUGCGGCACCGCAGACGUCCUGAUAGUGGGAGGUGUUGGCUGCAACGAGCGAUUACAACAGAUGAUGAAAAUUAUGUGUGAAGAGCGUGGAGGUCGUCUUUACGCCACCGAUGAGCGCUAUUGUAUUGAUAAUGGAGCUAUGAUUGCUUACACUGGUCUGUUGGCGUGUGCUCAAGGCGAUUACACUGCGAUGGAGGACACUACAGUCACGCAAAGGUUUCGCACAGACGAAGUCCAUGCUGUGUGGCGAGAUACUGCCAGUACAUAGUGUUUCUAAUUUCUGGAUAGUUGUGAAAGCGGAUAGAGUUUUCACUCUCAUAAACUCAAUGUUACGAAGUAAAAAAAUAUUUGACAGAGUUUUGGAGAUUCAAUCUGCUUGCAUGUAAAAUGGAGAUAGACAGCUAGAGUGGAUCGAUGCUUUGUUGCUUUAGCACAUAGGACAACACUAUGUUUACGGUAACUGCUCCAAAGAAGAGGCUUUUGUGCGCAGCAUGGAGUUUGCUUGACCACACAGCCAAUGACUAUCUUGAUAAGUGGACUUUGUUGGGGAUAAACUGUCCUGAGUCUCUUACUUUGAGUUCAGAUGGACUGGCAUGAAAGCCCUUCUUUUUUGUUCUUUCGCCACGGCCUCAUACGAAGUGUUUGUAGAAACAAAAAGCAACAUUUGGUA